AUGCUGCAAGGCGGGCAGGGAACGAGAUACGACGUUUGGGCGACAGGGCUUUCGGACUCCGAUAUGGCGAGAGGGGAAGCCAAGAACGACGGUGAGAAAACGGUGCGGCGACACUGGUACGAAGUACGAAGCAGCUGGUUCUUCGAGUCAAGAUGCGUCAGGAACAGCACAGGGAUCAAAUGGCAAGCGCGUGCAGGAACAGGGGUCGUGCCCACCUCACCCUGGUCACGAACGCCACAGGCACCCGAGAAGCCACAACUCCUGCCGCUUUUGCUGCCCGCGAAGCUCUGCCAAAACUCUGCUCCUCCGACCAGCACGAUGCUGCCGCGUCGCUCGACGCCCGCGCCUUCAGCAGCUCCGUGGGUCCUUGACGGCGCCAGGGCAUUCCGCAGCCAGCCGUCGGGUGGCCACUGGGCCUCUGUGCGAUCGACAAACGGCACUCAGGACGGCGUGACGCCGACGCCUGUCGGGCGCUUCGACAGCGACAGGCUCGCCCGUCCAAGCGCGCCGCCCACGGCAAACGGGCGGCCCGUCUCGCAGCUCCGGGGGUGUUGUUGGGUUGCCUCUUGGCCAUGCGGCAGGUGGGCGCUUGCAGUCAAUAUUACCGGCACGCAAAGUUGCAAUGGCACCUCAGCUGGCCCAGUGUUUCCGCGGCCGCUGGGUGAAUGCCUGGUCCAAGCAACUAUCGACAGGCUGGGGCCCAGGGCGUUGGCCGGCCCAGCACGAACGAACCGCACUCAAUUCGGGAAGCUCCUUUGCCGGGGUGCUGUCGUGACCAACGUGCAUCAGAUGCCGCUGCUGAGCGGUGGAAAUCACCUUGCGAAUCGCACUGGGUGUGCUGACGAUGCCGACGGACACAGGCCGCCCGUUCUUCCACGUUCCGGCUGUGCCGCACCGACUCCCGGCACGCUGCCGCCAGGAGCCGCCCCGAAAACGACGGCAGCUCGCAGCGGACUGCCCGAAGGCCAGCCUGGGCUGGACGGGACUGGGCUCAGGCUGUGA
Messenger RNA from Purpureocillium lilacinum, 1002 nucleotides. Lineage: Eukaryota; Fungi; Ascomycota; Sordariomycetes; Hypocreales; Ophiocordycipitaceae. The record is from RefSeq and is a predicted model, not a curated record.